AUGGUGAAUGUUUGGAAUUUCGACGGUUUAGGACUGUGCUUGAUGGGUUUUAGUGACGCCGAAGCUAUAAUUUUAGAGAUCGAUGACCAUACUAGGAUUACGACUUAUGUAAAGUUGCUUGAUUAUUUAGUGGUGACAAAACCCAUUAAGUCGAAAAACUAUAAACAAAUAGUUGAGUCAAUUUAUCUAUGA
Clunio marinus is the source of this 192-nucleotide messenger RNA. Lineage: Eukaryota; Metazoa; Arthropoda; Insecta; Diptera; Chironomidae. The record is from the annotation of a GenBank genome assembly.